Molecule: messenger RNA, 2076 nt
Organism: Trypanosoma theileri
Lineage: Eukaryota; Euglenozoa; Kinetoplastea; Trypanosomatida; Trypanosomatidae
Product: protein phosphatase 2A regulatory subunit
Exons: 1
Coding region: 1-2076 (691 amino acids)
Biological process (GO): peptidyl-serine dephosphorylation
Cellular component (GO): protein phosphatase type 2A complex; cytosol
Molecular function (GO): protein phosphatase regulator activity; protein binding
Source: RefSeq, a predicted model, not a curated record
AUGAUGAUUCCUGGCCUCAAUCUGGACUCCGCGCUUGGACGGCGCUCGACCGGGGCGUCGGGUCCCCGCGUGGAGGACGGCGUCCCCGGCUGUUUUUCCCCCCGCCCCGCCCACUCCCGCAGCGCCAGCGUCGCCAGCAGCGCCGGGCCGAUGCUCGAGGGCCGCAGAGAUAAAGAGAGAGAAAGAGAACUCGAGAGCUCCCCGGCGCAGAGACGCGGACCGUCGCUCGAGGGCUUCGCACGCUCCACCGCCUCACCAUCGAUGCCAACCAUCACAAGAGCAUCGGAGCGGCGGGAACGGGCGCUGCGUCGACUCUCCCCACGAGCAACACUUCUUAAUCACCAACAUGUACGUCAAGCCUCGGCAUCAUUACUCCGAGCUUGUGCUGCUCCACCACCACCUCCACCACUGCGAAGAGCAACAACAACAACAACAACAACAGGAAAUAGUAGUGUUAAUGAUGAUAGUAGAAAAGUUAGUGGGGGAACUUCUUUACUACCAAUACAUUCUGAAGUGGACGACCCACAUGUAGAAUACUGUGAUAAACUGAUGUUGAGGGAAGUAUAUGUAACAGGAAAACAAUGGCGACAUGUUCCGGCUGCUCAGCGUGAGGCUUGUAGAUUUCCUUCAACGAACAUAUCAGCUCUUGCCACAAGUACUUCAGGUGAACAUGUUGCGAUUGGUGAUCGUUGCGGUCGUGUUUUUGUGAUGCGUCGUGGGGAACAGAUGGAACAUGAACAUGAUGAUGAUGAUGUUAAUAAUGAUAAUGAUCAUAUAAAAAGGGAAUCUAAAAACUCACGUAGGGUAGAUAAUUCUACUGUUCGUGUACAUGAACCAUAUAAUUUUGCAGUGGGUAGACAAGCGUAUACAUCCGUUAUUGAUCCUUUAAAUAGUGUUGAAGUAACACCUAGUAUUCAAGCUCUUUGUUUCCUUCCAGAAGCUGGACCAACUACUUAUGUACUGACAGCAAAUGAAAAAAUGCCAAAAUUGUAUAAAGUUGUACAAGUAAGAGAAUCUCCUGCACCUUUUUUUGCUGUUGAUAGACUUGGAGAAAAAACUGUUGGUUCAUUAACUUUAAAUCCACUUCGUGGUACAACGACAUGUGCUAUGAAACAAGUUUCACGUUAUGCUUUAAAUCAUGAAUAUAAUAUUAAUUCAUUAUGCCCUUUAGCUGAUAGUGCACAGUUUUUUUCUGCAGAUGAACUUACUGUAAAACUUUGGUGUGUUGAAUAUCCUGAUACUUCUAUUGAGACCUAUAGUCUUAAACCACCUCUUGAAGAAGAUGCCCAGGAAGUUAUUUGUGGUAUUCGAACUUUUCAACAUGAACCAUUUCUCUUAUUUGUUUUAACAACAUCAGGAAAUGUUCGUAUUGUAGAUACCCGUCAAACUCUUAAAUGGCUUUAUCAAACUCCAUUAGUGUUUAGAAAUACACUUUCUGAAGAAGAUAUUGUAAUUUCUUCUAGUUUAUCUGAUUGUGCACUUAGCCCUUGUGGAAGGUAUAUAGCUGGACGUGAUAUGAUGAGUGUUUGUUUAUGGGAUAUUCGUCGUACCACACCCUAUUCUCAAACUAGAGGAUUAACUCCAUCUAUGGUAGGUCAUGAUGAUGAAUAUGAUGUUGUGCGUCGAUGGGAACUUUAUCCACAUUUACGACAAGAUAUUGAACAAUAUUUCCAAGGAGAGAUAUUAGAACAAUUUAAUGUUAGAUUUUUAAAUACUCAUGAAAUGUGUACUGGAGGUUUUGCUGGUACCUUGUAUACUCUUGAUACGCUUAAAGAAAAUGAUAGUACUAUAGAACUUUCCUCUGGAGAAGAUAGUAGUUUUUCCCCACGUUGUAAUGUUGGAGAGAUUUUACAAUUUCCAGAGAUCCAAGGGGCUAAAGAUACUCCACAUGGACCAUUACGUUCACUUCCAAUAGAAGAUGUGACUUUUCCAAUAUCUAAUGAUAGUGAAGUAUUAUUACGUGGUACGGUGACACGACUCUCACAUCCUUUUACCUCUGCAAAUGGAAAUUGUUCCUUGUUGGGAUCUUGUGGAAAUGCUUUGGUUCAAUUGAAUUAUUCCAAUUUAUGUUGUUAA